AUGCGCGCCCAGGCCACGUGUCUGGUGCAGGAGGGGGACCAGCCCCUCACCCUCUCCUGGCAAAAGGAUGGCCAGCCACUCGACCCUCGGCUUGACAUCCGCACCUCUCAGAUCGAUCUCUACACGUCCAUGAUGGUGAUUGAGAGUGCCACGGCCGCCCACUCCGGCAACUACACCUGUACCGCCACCAACGCCGCCCGCGCCACCACCUCGACCGCCCGCCUGACCGUUAGCGGUAGGGCUCACAAGACCACACCCGGCGGAGGCAAUGGCACCGCAGAUUCUGUGCCCCCAGCAUGGCUAGUGGAGCCAGCUAGUGCCAGCGUGGCCCUCGGGGGCGUCGUGGCACUCCACUGCCUGGCUAAGGGCUUCCCCACUCCGACGGUCGUGUGGCGCAAAGAGACAGCCUCCGGAGAAUUCGCCGGCGUCGCGACCGGGGAAGGGGGCGUGGCCGGCUUCGAGAACGGCACUCUGCUCGUGAGUCGUGCCGAGCGUCGUCACGAAGGCCGCUACCUGUGCGAGGCCAACAACGACGUGGGCGCUGGCCUCUCCAAGGUCGUCACCCUCAGUGUCAAUGAGCCGCCCUGGUUCGCCGUGAGGAGCCAGCGGCAGCAGGUGGUGGUCGGAGCCACGGCGUCGCUCACCUGCGAGGCCCACGGAGACAUUCCGCUGAAGCUGGUGUGGACGAGGGACGGCGCCCCCCUCCCCGCGCUGCCCAGAUAUGAGUUGUCGGAUCGGGAAGUUGACACAGGUCAGGUCAGUGAAUUGGUUCUCAGGUCAACGCACGUCGGGGACUCCGGCACUUAUGUGUGCACUGCGACCAACACCCACGGCUCUCUCACCGCCGACUUCCAUCUCCUCGUGCAAGAUGUCCCCGGACCGCCUUCGGGAGUGGGCGUGGUCGAGGAGGGCGCCCGUCACCUGACCCUAACGUGGACGCCCCCAGAGGACUCCAACGCCCCUAUCUCCGCCUACAUUGUCACCUUCACCGCCCACGACAGCCAGCAACCCCCAGACGGCAUCUUCAGCGGCCCGCGGGAGGUGACGGUGGAGGGCGACCAGCGACGCGUCAGGAUCGAAGGCCUCCUGCCGUCCACGACCUACGAAUUCAGCGUGGUCGCAGAGAAUCGCGUAGGGCGCAGUCAGACCUCGUCCCCGCUCCGGUUCAAGACGCAGGAGGAGGCGCCGUCGGGACACCCUCAGAAUGUUAGGGUGAGCUGGGAGCCGCCUCCUGAGAACCUGACUCAUGGGACUAUCCUGGGCUACUACCUGGGCUACAAAGAUGACAGUGAGAGCGAAGGAGGGGCUUAUAACUUCACCACCGUGGGCGUAGACGGAGCGGGCGUCACUACAGCUACUUUGGCAGGACUACGCCCACACGCCCGCUACUCCGUGGUGUUACAGGCCUUCAAUUCUCGAGGUGCUGGACCCGCCUCGCCUCCGGCCCUUGGAACCACACUCGAGGACAAGCCUGGAGCAGCGCCGGGUCACGUGACCUGCGAAACGGUGACGUCAACGAGUCUCGUGGUCACGUGGUCUCCUCCUCCCCCAAGGCAGACCAAUGGCAUUAUCACUAGCUAUCGAGUCUCCUAUUCUCAGCUCUCUUCUCACGAGGACGGGCGGAGCGGCAGCGUGGUCUCGGAGGGCCUGAGGGCGACGCUGGCGGGGCUUCGGCCCUGGACCAACUACAGCGUGAGCGUCGCCGCCUCCACCAGGGCCGGGGAGGGGGUGGCCUCCCUGCCGCUCGUCUGCACCACCGACCAGGAGGUUCCCGAGGCUCCCGCCCGCGUGAAGGCCGUCGUAUCCGGCCCUCGAGCUGCGGUGGUGUCGUGGGCGCCGCCCGCAAGUCCCCGCGGCCGCAUCACCAGGUACACUGUGCACUGGGCUUCCGCGGGCAGUCGCAGCGCCCCGCACACCCGCCGCGUCAGCCCGCACUUCACUCACCUCCCUUUACACGACCUCUCGCACACGGCACACGAGGUGUGGGUCACGGCUUCCACGAGGAUAGGCGAAGGACCUCGAAGCAGCGUUGCAAUGGUAACUCCUUCUCACACAGUGGGCGCAGGGAUAUGGGCCGUUGGCGGGAACCUGACGGCGGCGUGGAAGGAGGACGUGAGUUUGCCUUGUGGUGCUGUCGGGGUGCCGGAGCCAGUUCUGACGUGGAGUCACGAGAGAUUAGAAAUUCCCGACACACAUCCCAGGUUCACUGUACAACCCGACGGCACGCUGACACUAACGGACAUACAGCGCAGUGACAGCGGCCGCUACACGUGCACGGCUUCGAACCACCACGGCGAAGACUCCGUUACCUACAACCUCACUGUUCUCGUACCUCCUUCAGCGCCAUCUCUCCACGUGACGGAAACUACGGCCUCGUCCAUAAGAGUUCAGUGGAGUGUAGAGGACACGGGUGGGGCGCCGCUUCAAGGAGCUACGCUACACUACAGGUACCGUUGA
This is a messenger RNA of Penaeus indicus, 2457 nucleotides long. Its product is annotated as cell adhesion molecule Dscam2-like. Bases 1 to 2457 code for a protein of 818 amino acids. The record is from RefSeq and is a predicted model, not a curated record. NCBI's taxonomy places the organism in Eukaryota, Metazoa, Arthropoda, Malacostraca, Decapoda, Penaeidae. Gene Ontology annotation, molecular function: protein binding. Gene Ontology annotation, biological process: cell-cell adhesion. The transcript has 18 exons.